Messenger RNA from Durusdinium trenchii, 768 nucleotides. NCBI's taxonomy places the organism in Eukaryota, Dinophyceae, Suessiales, Symbiodiniaceae. The record is from the annotation of a GenBank genome assembly.
AUGCUGCGUCGCAAUGCCCGACUUCGCAAGGAGUAUUUGUACAAAAAGGCUUUGGAAGAUAGAGAAGCCACAACAUUUGAUAAGAAGAGGAAGCUCCAGGAGGCCUUGGACAAGAAUAAAGCCAUUCCAACAGAGUUGAAAGGCGAGGACAAGAAGUUGCGAAAGACCUUGGAUUUAGCAGACGACCGGACCAAAGAGCAGAGAAAGGCCAUUGAUGAUGAGUACGCUUUUCUCGGCGUGAAGGAUCCCAAAGUGCUCCUGACCACCUCACGAGACCCAUCAUCUCGCCUCAGUCAGUUCUUGAAAGAACUCAGAAUGUUGUUUCCCGGUGCCCAGCGGAUGAAUAGAGGUGGCUACGUGGUGAAGGAUUUGAUGCAGCUGGCAAGGUCACAUGAAAUGACAGAUGUCAUCAUUGUCCACGAGCACAGGGGGGAACCAGAUGGCAUGGUCGUGUGCCACCUGCCAUUUGGCCCCACGGCAUACUUUGGCUUGUCCAAUGUCGUGUUGCGGCAUGACCUAGCGGAAAAGCCUCCAACUAUGUCGGAGGCAAACCCACAUUUGAUUUUCCACGGGUUUACAGCCAAGACCGGCUUAAGACUCAAGACGAUCCUCCAGGCCCUUUUUCCUCCUGCUAAGCAAGCAGGUGAUCGGGUGAUGACCUUUGCAAACCGUCGCGAUGUCAUCCACUUUCGCCACCACAACUUUGUCAGGCAACGAAUGGCAACGUGCAUGGUGUUUGCACGGUGUCUUUGCGAUGGUGCUCUGUAG